AUGACCGAGCUCAAUACAAAGCCAAUUACUGUCUGGCUGACCCCGUCCGGACCCAAUCCUUGGAAGGUCAUCCUGGUUCUUGAGGAACUGCAGGUUCCCUACGUGAUUGAAUCCUUCAGAUUUAACGACGUGAAGAACAAGCCCUACACCGAUAUCUGCCCUAACGGUCGAGUCCCAGCCAUCGUCGAUCCCAACACUAACCUGACACUCUGGGAAUCCGGCGCCAUUAUCCAGUACCUGGAGGAGGUCUACGACACAGAGAAGAAGCUGACUUAUGAAUCGCUUAACGAAAGACAGCUGCUGAACCAGUACCUCCAUUUCCAGAUGAGUGGACAAGGGCCCUACUAUGGCCAGGCUGGAUGGUUCAACGUUCUGCACCACGAAAAAAUCCCCUCCGCCAUAGAACGCUACAAUGGCCAAGUGCGCCGCUUCCUGGACGUAUUAAACACUUGUCUCGAAGGCAAAACCUGGCUCGUUGGCGAUAAAUGCACCUUUGCCGAUUUGUCAUUUAUGCCCUGGAACUGUCGCCUUGACAUGCUGCUGCAGACGCCCCCGGGCGAGGACCCAUUAGCAGAAUACCCCAAUGUGCAGGCCUGGCAUAACCGCAUGGUGGUGCGACCUUCAUGGAAGCGCUGCAUGGAGGUGCAAGAGAAGCUCAUGGAUGAUCAAGGUUUGAUGCCCAAUGGCAUGCCCAAGGGGAUAAACAAUAUCAAAGAGUACGAGGCGCAGAUUGCGCGAGAGGCCGCUGAGAAAGAAGCACAGUAA
Molecule: messenger RNA, 765 nt
Organism: Aspergillus pseudotamarii
Lineage: Eukaryota; Fungi; Ascomycota; Eurotiomycetes; Eurotiales; Aspergillaceae
Product: glutathione S-transferase family protein
Exons: 5
Coding region: 1-765 (254 amino acids)
Source: RefSeq, a predicted model, not a curated record